AUGGGUAAAGAUAAAAAACGAAGCAGAGAAAGAGAUGAGAAUGACAAUUAUGGAAUUCGGGCCGAUUCUGAUAAAGAAAAUGAAACCGUCAAUCCUCAAGUAGAGAAUCCCGCGUUGAAAGAGCAAAAGUCUGUCUCGGACUCAGACAAGUUCGUUGACGAGCUUGCGCAGAUGCAGCCUGAGAAUGUGACUCAAGUAGUAGCUAAUACAGGGUCUACUGAGACAACUGAGUCUAAGAAAUUAGAUGACGAGGUAGAACUGCUUCUAGGAGAUGAUCCAGGAGCAAAGAAAAAAGAACAAGUGGGGCUGCACGAGAGUUUGGUGUCGCGUUGGUCAUCUUGGCUGACUGACGGGUUACCAAAAGAGGUUAAAGACAAGGUGUUAGAGAAAUAUCCGCGUAAGGGAAAUAUUUCUCUCGAGGCCCCAGAAUUAAAUGAAGAAAUUUCAGCUACACUGAACGAAACGGGCGUCAAGAGAGAUCAGCUAUUUACCCUAGAACAAAACCUAGCUGGUUCGGCCUUGUCAGCCUUGGGACAAGGCAUUACAAUGAUCAUCAGAGAUGAAGAAGAGCCUCUAGAUCGCCUAGAGUUGUUAGAAAUACUAGCGGAUGCAGGCAAACUCAUGGCACAAUUGCACUACCAGGUCUCUUCAGCUAGAAGAGCUUUUAUCUCUCCAAUAUUGACCAAGUCAAUGAAAAACUUGUUACAGGCGACCAAGCCUGGGUCUCUGUUGUUUGGAGAGAAGCUAACCGAGAAGAUUAAAACCGCAAAGUCUAUGGAGAAAAUUGGCAAAGAGAUCAAGGCGUCUCCUCUUCCUUCGUCCUCUAGUAAUAACAAAAAAGUAAGCAACCCAGCGCCGAGACGUACUUUAAACUAG
Molecule: messenger RNA, 876 nt
Organism: Cotesia glomerata
Lineage: Eukaryota; Metazoa; Arthropoda; Insecta; Hymenoptera; Braconidae
Exons: 2
Coding region: 1-876 (291 amino acids)
Source: RefSeq, a predicted model, not a curated record